Molecule: messenger RNA, 2682 nt
Organism: Cyphellophora attinorum
Lineage: Eukaryota; Fungi; Ascomycota; Eurotiomycetes; Chaetothyriales; Cyphellophoraceae
Product: putative mitochondrial chaperone BCS1-A
Exons: 2
Coding region: 1-2682 (893 amino acids)
Biological process (GO): mitochondrial respiratory chain complex III assembly; protein insertion into mitochondrial inner membrane from matrix
Cellular component (GO): mitochondrial inner membrane
Molecular function (GO): ATP binding; ATP hydrolysis activity
Source: RefSeq, a predicted model, not a curated record
AUGCCUGCGCCACAGAGGUCUGUCUGCGACCUCCGAUGGUUGAAGCCAGCCUCCUCUGCAAUCUUCCGCGAUGUUUCUCUGGAUACUCUGACACGAAUCGACCCGCGUUCGGAAGAAUUCAACGACGCUUGCAUCUCUCUAGUCGCAUCAUCCUCGACACUUGGUUGUUUCAUAGCAAUAUCGAUUACGCAACGCGCCUUCAACAUGGCAGGGUUUCUGUCACAGCUGGCUGGCAAAAUCGACUGGGACGCUGCAGCUCAUGGCACCGCCGACUACAUCUCAGACGUCGCCAAUCACAUUGACACUACAGCAGCAAAAGAGAAGAUGCUAGCUUCCGAGACGAACAAAGAAUAUAAAGAUAUCAGCAAUCAGUCCAUCCAAGCAAUCACACGCGAAGUCACUGAGAGGGUGCUUUUAGAUUUGGACUCUCGCUACAUGUCAACAACGAGCUCACCAAGGUCCUCAUUUCUCGAUCGACGAACACCUUUCUAUCCCAACGGAGACUCUCCUACGAAAGAAUCUCUACGACUUGUUGGUAGCGACAGCAAGGCAUUAGCUGAGAACGACUUAUCGUGUGUCCUGUACUCUCGACCAGGCGAGGACCCUAGAUCUGCUUGUCCACCCGACGCAUCAACUCCGACGACAAAUACACCCUCAAUCUCAGGUUCAUCAAGCACUUCAGCAUUAUCGCUCAUCACUCACCAGUCUACGUCUGCUGGUAGAAUGGCUCCACCUUUGAACCCUCGAUUCAUGAACCCCUCCGAAGGGUCGAGUAGUCUCAAGCGGUUCUUCAUGCUGUUCCUCCGACGCUACGCGUGCAAGUCCGGUUACGCGAUGGUCCAAGAUACAUUCGGCUCUGAGGUGGCUGCACUCGCGAGACUCUGGUCAACAUUCUCAAACGUCAUCAAUGUCAUCGCACUCAUUCGCGAUAUCUUCAGGUUCGUCGGAAGUAUGAAUUCUUCACUGUCACAAAUUCCUGGCAAAAUCCUGGAGUCAGUCAAGACGAACCACAUGGUCCGGAUGAGAACAUAUCUGGGCACAGAGCUCGCUACCAAUGCGUUAGAGUGGAUAAAGGCUGCGAAGAAGAAGAAAGGCUCAGAUCUUUCGCGUAUCGAUCGAGCUAAAUUAUUCCUCAUGCGUAAAGCUCUAGCUAGACCCUGCAGGUUCUUUACGGCCAGCACCCAUGAAGGCGAUGAGCACGAUGCUUCUGAGCAGGACGCGGACAAAGACAACGGAAAAAAGGACGAUGAGAAGAGGGGCAAGCUGAGAAUCGACGAGAGAGAAUACGUUACGGACUUCUUCAUCUACCGCGGCAAACUCAUUCUAUUCGAGGAAAGCGAAUCGGAGAACGAAAACAACGUUCUGGAUUUCUUCUGCCUGGACAAGUCCACCAAGGUGCUUGAAGACUGGCUUGAGGAAGUGAAUAAGUCUGCUCAACAGAAGGGCAAGGUACGCAUCUUUACCUACUCUGGCGGCACUUCAUGGACUUUGUUGAAGUCCAAAAUACAGCGCGCCGUGGAGAACGUGUGGAUGGAAGACGAUCUCCGAGCCGACAUAUUGUCUGAAAUUACAGCGUACUACGAAGAAGAUGAGGCAGUCGCCCGAAGUCUCGGCAUUCCAUGGCGGAAAGGGUAUCUUUUCCACGGUAAACCAGGGACUGGGAAGACCACGCUUGCAUAUGCUCUAGCUGGACACUUUGGAAUGCGAGUCCACGUGCUAUCCCUGACACAUCCGAAUCUGGACGAUGAAAUGCUUCUCAAGCUCGGUGAGGCUCUUGGCGAAAAAGACCUCCUCUUACUUGAGGACAUCGAUUGCGUUGGCCUAUCUCGGCAACGUACAGCUCCAAUAGUCAACUCAAGAUCAAAACAUGACAUCAGGUCUGUACAGCUAUCCAUGCGAAGUCAAUAUCCUGAGAAGUCCAGCAACACACAGCGACGACAACACGCGCACCAGCGUCGCAUUGCUCAGCUAUCUCACAAACCAGGAGACAAGGGUGCAUACCGUCGAUGGCAGCGUGACCAACUUCUGGACGAGAAUGCGGAAUCGGAGUCUGGAUACGAUGAGGGCAGUUGGCAUGAAGAGGAGGAAGAACAGGAAGAAGAACCAUCGCAGUCCCCGAAUCGUGUCACACUCGCCGGCCUGCUCAACAUGCUCGACAGUGGCCGUGCUCCCGAAGGCCACAUCGUCGUCAUGACCACCAACCACAAGGAUGUCCUUGACGAUGCUCUAAUUCGCCACGGUCGCGUCUCCCGUCAAAUCGAAUUCAAGUAUAUCACCAAGUCGAUCGCGAAGCAGAUGUUCACCAAGAUGUACGAUGUCAAAUCGCGAAAGGCGGUGAACUAUAGUGGGGCGCAAAUCCCUUUCCUUGCCGAAGACUUUGCAAGGAAUUGCCCGGAGGGAGUACUGUCUCCAGCUGCCAUUCAGGACUUCAUCUUCGCGCGCAAGCAGAAUCCGAAACGAGCAGUUGAUGAGAUCAAGCAGUGGGCGGCAGCGAGGAGAGAGCGGAGAUUGAGAAGAGAGGCGAUGCCUUGCAUGAUGAAACCGUUGUCGCGCCUGUCAAUGGAUCUUGAGAAAUGCGAAGCGGGGGCCAAGAUUAAGCUGCCCCGAUUACAAUCGAAUUCGCAUUCCGAGAUGACCCAUGUAUCCUUUCCUGGCAAGCAAGGUUUCUCAGCGGUUACGUAG